Molecule: messenger RNA, 2329 nt
Organism: Neohortaea acidophila
Lineage: Eukaryota; Fungi; Ascomycota; Dothideomycetes; Mycosphaerellales; Teratosphaeriaceae
Exons: 1
Coding region: 1-2091 (696 amino acids)
Molecular function (GO): endonuclease activity
Source: RefSeq, a predicted model, not a curated record
AUGCCGACCUCCAACAUCUCCUCGACCUCUAAGAGGUCCUCAACCUCGAACAGAUCCUCGACCUCCAACAACCCCUCAACUCCCAACAACGCUCUCAGUUCCACCAACGCUCUCAGUUCCAACAACCCAUACUCCCCGACUUCACUGGAGCGUGCGGUAAAGGCCGCAUUGUCACGCAUACCAAUGCACGCCGUCCAUACCGCGGUCUACACUCACAUCAUGGAUGAGUCAAUUGCUGGACUCCCCUCUCCCAACCGCACGAUCCCCGCAACGUUCCUACCAACUCUGCCCUUGCAGGAGAAGGUGUGGUUUCUCCGCCGCUGCGACAACGGCCGCCCGGUGCAAAUUGCCCAGAACAUUGUGUACAAUCCUUGGAUUCCCGAUGCACGCAAGAGCCACCUACUCAACAAUUUGCUCUCUAUACUCUCGUCUAUUGAGCGCAGACUUCGGGACUCUCCUUUGGGUGGCCAGCAAGCAAACCCAGACAUCCCACUGCUCGGCACUACUCCAUCAGCGUCACCAGCCGCUCACCUCGCGUCGAACAACCAGACGCCCAUUAUCGAUAAUGAGUACGUUGUCAUCGACAGUGACGAUGAUCCCAAGCCCGUGGCUCUCACCAAGAGAGAGCCUACCGCCCUGAUCAACAGCCCCGCCUUGCCGUCUGCCAUCGAGCAGGAGGCCAGUCCUGCUUUGCCGUCGGCCAUCCGACGGAAAGUCAGUCCUGUUUUACCGCCUGCCGUCAAGCAGCAAGUCAUCAUCAUCCAGAGCGACGAUGAUCCUAUCAUACCACCUCCUCAUAGCAACCACGACGCCUCCCUGCCGCCUCAUCCUAGUACUGUUGAUGACGAUGACCAGGACUAUCAGCCUUUCUUUGACAGCGAUGACCCCCCGGCUCAGAGGAAGUCUUCGCGCAUCAGACGUGGCCAAGCAGAUCCGGCCCAGCAAGAUGUGCUGGAUGACAACGAAGAUGAAGACGAAGAAGAUGCAAGCAUGGCAGGAGCUACCAAACGUGUGGUGAAUGUCUUCUCUUCUUUUGUUGUUUCUGUGCGCCCCCAGUGCAAGAGAGCGGCCUUCGACAACCCGACAUCCAGGAAGCGGUGCCAGUGGCUUGUCUGGGAGCUAUUGAUGGUCCUUGGGCUGGCCGACGACUUGGAGACUCCAUUCGAGCUUGGAGAUCGCGAGUACGACCCAACCAUGAUGGGGAGGAUUUGGAGUGGGGUGGGAUGCAUGGAGACAUUCUGGAAGUCGACACUUCGACAAAUUGUUGAAUGCCUCCCUGGCCAAUGGUUGCCUGGGUCUUCUGACGAUGCCGUGAAGAUCGGACGGCGCACAACAACGCGAUCAGCACCACUGGACACCAUGCCUUGCAAGCACUGCAGCAGAGUGCACACACCGGAGGCUUUUUACGUGCAGUGUCUUAUGCUCGGCUCCAACCUGUUCACACGAAAGGAGUUUGAUGCAAUCGGCAACGGCGCAGAAAUAUCCCAUAUAUGUGGGAUGCAAUGGUGUGCCAAUCCGACACACAUCACACACGAGUCUGGCGCUACUCGCCAGUCGAGGAAGAUGUGUCAUGAAGGUGGCGCCUGUGCUGGACAUUCACCGCCUUGUGUGACAAUGGACUUCGAGCGCCGCAACACUCCGGACUUCCUGGCCGAUAAUUUGGUCAAGCAUCGCCAGCAAUACAACGACUUCAUCGGCGACGGUCACUUCUCGUGCCGUUCUUGCAGACAGCCCUUCAGCAACGGCAAAGCUAUCAUCCAGCACGUCAUCUCAGAACAUCGUACGUCCGUUGCAGAGGUCGAUCCUGCGACUGCAGUCUGGUGCAAGGACAGGAAAGCGUGUUACAGCCUCGCACCGUACAAGGGAUGGCAUCACCACCAAAACAACCACGACAAGACCGGCGAAUGUGGUUCGCUACGGGGUCCUUUAAGAGUGGCAGAGACAUCACCACGCCCGGGGGAGACUAUUCUGCGCCGCGAUGUUAUGAAUAUUGUGGACAUCACAUUCAACCUGGAGCUGAGUGUGGACAGACCCGACUUUAUGAGAGAGCUGACUACUAUGCCCAAUAACAAGAGAAAACGAGGAGACUGAGACAUGUCGAAUGUCGAGUGUCGAGCGUGGUGUGCCGGUGCCGGUGGAGGGGGUAAUAAUCGUGGUGUUCGUGUCUUUGCAGCAGUACAUAUUCGAUCCUCUAUGACAAUGCCCUCUACUCACGCAUGCCACGCUUCACCUUCUGUGCCUAACGCCUAUCUUCAUCCUCUUCGUUUACCCACGGCCUGGUAUAGAACGCCUCCAACUCCUCGCUCGUAGGGUGGAGCGUCAUCCCGCA